Brassica oleracea var. oleracea is the source of this 3607-nucleotide messenger RNA. Its product is annotated as MAP3K epsilon protein kinase 1-like. The transcript is spliced from 23 exons. The record is from RefSeq and is a predicted model, not a curated record. Gene Ontology annotation, molecular function: protein binding; protein kinase activity; ATP binding. The coding region runs from base 81 to 3311 and encodes 1076 amino acids. Lineage: Eukaryota; Viridiplantae; Streptophyta; Magnoliopsida; Brassicales; Brassicaceae. Gene Ontology annotation, biological process: protein phosphorylation.
UUCACCACUGCGAUCUCAGAGCUGGCUGACUACCAACCUCAGAAUAUCUCUCUUUCUCCUUCUAUCUGCAACGAGAAGAGAUGACGUCAUCUCCGUUCAACAAAUCAAAGUCUCCCGACAACAAAUACAUGCUUGGAGAUGAAAUUGGUAAAGGAGCUUAUGCUCGAGUGUAUAAAGGAUUAGACUUGAAGAAUGGAGACUUUGUUGCCAUUAAACAAGUCUCGUUGGAGAAUGUUGUUCAAGAUGAUGAUCUCAACACUAUUAUGCAAGAAAUUGAUCUCUUGAAGAAUUUGAACCAUAAAAACAUUGUCAAGUAUCUUGGGUCAUGGAAGACAAAGACUCACCUUCACAUCAUUCUUGAGUAUGUUGAGAAUGGCUCUCUUGCAAACAAUGUUAAACCAAAUAAAUUUGGACCUUUCCCAGAAUCAUUGGUGGCUGUUUACAUUGCUCAGGUCUUGGAAGGUUUAGUAUAUCUACAUGAGCAAGGUGUCAUACACCGUGAUAUCAAGGGUGCAAAUAUUUUGACCACAAAGGAGGGUCUUGUUAAGCUUGCUGACUUUGGAGUUGCCACUAAACUAAACGAGUCUGAGUUUGACACUAACUCAGUGGUUGGAUCUCCUUACUGGAUGGCUCCUGAGGUUAUUGAAUUGAUCGGAGUUUGUGCUGCUUCUGACAUUUGGAGCGUUGGAUGCACUGUUAUUGAACUUCUUACUUGUGUACCUCCUUACUUUGAUAUGCAACCCAGUGCAGCUCUCUAUCGUAUUGUUCAGGAUGAUAGCCCUCCUAUUCCUGAUAGUCUUUCUCCAGAUAUUACAGACUUCCUACGACAGUGCUUCAAGAAGGAUUCAAGGCAGAGGCCUGAUGCAAAAACAUUGCUCUCUCACCCUUGGAUAAGGAACUCUAGACGGGCAUUGCAGUCCUCACUUAGGAAUAGUGAAGCUAUCAAAUAUAUGAAAGAAGCAGCUGCAAGUUCAGAGAAAGAUGAUGAAGGAAGUCAAAAUGUAACUGAAAGCCUUUCAGCAGAAAAAGUUGGGAUGUCAAAAACUCAGAAGGCAUCUGAACAUUAUGAAGCACCUGGAAAUCCUGAAACCGAAGCUUCCAUCCAGGUGGACCAGCCAUCACAUAGUCUUGUCCAAAAAGAUGAAGACCACAUGCUUAGAAAGGCUGUGGAAACUCCAUCUAGAGUUGGUGGGAAUGAACUGAGUGGAUUUAGUAAUACUCCUGGGAAUGAAGCCUCAACAUCAAUGCCUCCAUCACAUGCCAUCAAGGGUUAUUCUCCUGUCGCAGAUGGUGGAAAGAAUGAUGGUGGUGACCCUUUCCUUUUAAUGAUGGGUGUCUUGAAAGAUGAUGUUGUUGGCAUUGAUGGUUUGGUAUUUAAUGAAAAUGUACCCGCAGAAAAUCUUUACCCUUUGCAGGCAGUGGAGUUCAGCAGAUUGGUGAGCUUCUUAAGGCCAGAUGAAUCAGAAGAUGCAAUAGUAUCUUCCUCUGAGAAACUUGUUGUCAUUUUUCGUCAGAGACCUGUACAAAAGGCAGUAUUUGUGACACAGCACGGUUUCCUCCCUCUGAUGGAUCUACUCGAUGCUCCUAAAUCUCCAGUAAUAUAUGCGGUGCUGCAGCUAAUAAAUGAGACUGUUAAAGAUAACACUGAGUUCAAGGAAAAUGCUUGUCUUGUUGGUCUUAUUCCUGUGGUAAUGAAUUUUGCUGGUUCCGGUCCUGAGAGGGAUGAUCAUUCUCAAGAAAUUCGCAUGGAAGCAGCUUACUUCUUGCAGCAGCUUUGUCAAUCUAGCUCAACGUUGCAAAUGUUCAUAGCCUGUGGUGGAAUACCAGUUUUGGUGGGAUUUAUUGAAGCAGAUUAUGCCAAACACAGGGAGAUGGUUCACUUAGCUAUUGAUGGGAUGUGGCAAGUAUUCAAACUCAAAAAGUCCACCCCCAUAAAUGACUUCUGCCGAAUAGCUGCAAAGAGUGGAAUUCUUCCUAGGCUGAUCAACACUCUUGUUAGCUUGAAUGAAGCAACCCGGCUUGCUUCUACAUCAGGGGGUCCACUGAGUGUAGAUGGUCAAGCUCCACAAGCACACUCUGGUCAACUUGGCCAGCUUGAGUCUUCACUCAGUGUGAUUGAUCAGCCUGAUGUGUUGACAACAAGUCAUGGUUGUGGUGAAGAGCCUUCUCAUGAUCCUUCAACUUCAGAUUCUCAAAGAACAGAUAUCCAUCAACCAGAUGGUGAUAGGCCUAGAUUGAGCAGUGUUGCAGCACUUGCCACAGAAAAAGCUAGACCUGGAAGUACCACAUCAAUUUGUUCACUUGCCCAUAUGGUCUCUGGAGAUGUUGCAAGUGAAUACUUGGAGAAAGUAGCUGAUCUGCUUCUUGUAUUUGCUCGAGCUGAUACAACAGUCAAAUCACACAUGUGCAGCCAAAGCUUACUCAUACUACUUUUCCAGAUGUUCAACCGUGUAGAAUCUCCUAUUCUGUUAAAGAUACUGGAGUGCAUCAAUCAUUUAUCCACUGAUCCAGACUGCUUAGAGACUCUUCAGCGUGCAAAUGCAAUCAAACAUUUGAUCCCUAACCUUGACCUUAAGGAAGGGAAUCUUGUUUAUCAGAUCCAUCACGAGGUGCUAAGUGCCUUAUUCAACCUGUGCAAGAUCAACAAGAGGAGGCAAGAACAAGCAGCUGAACACGGAAUCAUACCGCACCUGAUGCAUUUCAUCAUGUCAGCCUCUUCUCUAAAACAAUAUGCACUGCCACUCCUAUGUGACAUGGCACAUGCAUCUCAUUACUCAAGAGAGCAGUUGAGAGCUCACGGCGGUCUUGACGUGUACAUGAGUUUGCUCGAUGAUGAGUCUUGGUCUGUAAUAGCGUUGGAUUCGCUUGCUGUUUGCUUGGCGCAUGACAAUGACAGCAACCACAAGGUGGAGCAGGCGUUGCUCAAGAAGGAUGCGGUUCAGAAGUUAGUUAGGUUCUUCAAGAGCUGUCCUGAGAGACACUUUGUGCACAUAUUGGAACCGUUCUUGAAGAUUAUAACGAAAUCGUAUAGGAUCAACAAGACACUAGCUGUGAAUGGAUUGACUUCGUUGCUUGUUUCAAGGCUAGACCACCAAGAUGCGAUUGUUAGACUUAAUCUCCUGAAACUCAUCAAGGCUGUGUACGAGCACCAUCCAAAGCCAAAGCAACUGAUAGUAGAGAAUGACCUGCCUCAAAAGCUGCAGAAUCUGAUAGGAGAACGACGUGCUGGACAAAGUUCAGGAGGGCAAGUUCUGGUGAAGCAGAUGGCAACCUCUCUGCUUAAAGCACUAUACAUCAACACAGUCUUGUGAGUUAUUAUCCCUUGGGACUGUACAUUCACUCCCAUUUUUUUGGAAGACUAGUUCACCCCCUUAAGUGUGUAUAUCUUCUUCUUCAUUUACAAAAUGAUUUCACCUGAAGGUGGUGGCGAAUGAAAACUUUAAACUGUUAACUUGUGUUGCACUCUUGGAGAGUUUUAGUACCUAGAGAUGCCAACGCUUCUGGGUUUUUUUUGGGGGGAAAUAUAUUGAAGUAAUUAGUAUGUUUAAAAGAUUUUGAUUUGUGAUAUAUUUUAAAAUGAAUGGAGAAGCUAUUUUGUAAGCAAAGC